CGAUUCUGGUUUUUAAAUUUUUUUAAAAAGCUUGACUUCGUUUUAUUAAUUAAUCCGAUAACUUUUUAUAUGUGUUUUAUUCUUUUAUCAUUAUAUUGAUAAAAAAUUUUAAAUUUAAAUAUGGCCGAUGAUAAACUUUCAACAGCAAAAAUUUCAACUAAGAGCAAGACAGAUUGUACCAUCAGUAGUAGUACUUCCAGUCCCAUGUCAGGCAAAAAGAAACCCCAACGAUGUAAAAGAUUGAGUUUAUGGGAAUACCUAAGCUAUGAGGUGACAAGAAACUAUUGGCUCGAAAAUGACGAGGCCAAAUUUCAAGAAAGAAGGAAAAGAGUCUAUAGUUUUAUAAAAAUCCCCAAGGAACUUGAAAAAUUCAUGAUCUAUGGGUUUUUCCAAUGUUUGGAUGCUUUCCUAUUCAUCUUCACCUUUUUGCCAUUGAGAAUCUUGAAAUCUUUCAUCAAGGUCUUCUUUAAAUGCUGUUUUAGAUUUAGCAGCAACAGUGGCAGCAGCAGCAGAGGUCUGUUGGACCCAGCCGAGAAAUGUGAUGUCCUGAAGUUGUUUGUCCUGUUGGUUUGCUGCCUACUGAUGAAUCUCGUUGAUGUGUCUGUUAUGUAUCAUGUUAUCAGGGGACAGACUGUCAUCAAGCUUUACAUAUUCUUCAAUAUGCUCGAUGUUGCAGAUAAAUUGUGCUCAUCAUUCGGUCAGGAUAUCCUGGACAGUUUAUUCUGGACAGCCACGGAGAGGAAGAGUAGGGUGAGGGAUAAAAUCCUCUUGAUCCCACACGUUGCUCUCGCCAUUGUAUAUGUCUUCUUGCAUACCAUUCUAGUCUUACUGCAGGCCAAUACAUUGAACGUAGCUUUCAAUUCACAUAACAAGGCCUUACUCACUAUUAUGAUGUCUAAUAACUUUGUAGAACUAAAGGCCAGUGUCUUCAAGAAGUUUGAGAAGAAUAAUCUCUUCCAGAUGUCUUGUAGUGAUGUUCGCGAAAGGUUUCAUCUCCUUGUUCUAUUACUCAUUGUGGCAAUCAGAAACUUGGCACAAUUUUCAUGGAGUCUUGAUCAUUUCUGGGUCUUGUUUCCGGAUAUGUUGUUGGUGAUGUUGUGUGAGUUACUUGUCGAUUGGGUCAAACAUGCCUUCAUCACCAAGUUCAAUGACAUAUCAUUUGAUGUUUACAGAGAGUAUAAUGUGAGUCUUGCAUAUGAUAUCGUUGGCAGCAGACAUCCAACAGCAUUUUCCGAUCACCUGGAUGUUGUAUCCCGUAGAAUGGGAUUCAUCCCUCUCCCACUCGCUGUCCUCUUGGUCAGGAUCAUCAUGAAUUCCAUUCAGGUCAGGACUUUUAUUGAUGCCGUCAUCAUCGUCAUCUUUUUCAUCUGCUUACUGACCUUCAAAAUCUUGACGAGCAUUGUCUUGCUGGGGUUUGCCCACAAACUCAUCAAAGAAAACAAAGACAUCCUACUGAAAACUAAUCUCGCGAACACCGAAACGACACAGCAGCAGCAACCACAACAGCCGGAAAAUGUUAAAAGUCCGUCAAAGGAUGACAUUGACGUUAUGAAAACGACUCAAGAGUACGGAGAGAUAAUUGAGGACAUGAACUCAUUCAGAAGGAGUCAGAGUAUGGGAGAGUUCGUGGAAGACAAUGACAUGAAACUAAUUUCUAGCGACAACAAAACUAACAUCAUCAACAACAACAUUAACAACAACAAUAAUAACAAUAACCACCAGAAUGGUGAUGCUGAAGACGAUGGCGAUGAUGACAUUGGUGAUGAAGUCGAUAAGGAGUUGUUGAAGAGGAAGUAUUCACUAAACUCUCCGGGCAGCAUGUUAUAUAACAGCACCGUCAGCCUUGAUUCUGUGCUCGAGAAUGAAGUCAUGAAAAAUGAUCUCCAACUAAUCGAAUCUCUUAAGCAGGCGAUAAAUGAAGAAAAGGGUUUGAACUCCUCGCAUAUAAACCCCAAUGACGUCACCUUAACAGCUAAUGAGAUUAUUGCUGACGAGAGUUUUGAGGGUAACAAAAGAAAAAAGAGUCCGCAUAGAAAGAUGGACAGUACAACUGCUGACCAACAACCACUUUCUGAGGUUGACAGAUAUACCAUGUGUUGUAAUCGGAUCAUAUGAUUCGUUUUAUUCAUUUAGUACUUAGUUUAUAGCCCCAUUUACCGUGUUAGCUAUUUUUUUUAUAAACAAAUUUGUUGUCUUUAUGUUUGAAAAAAAUUGGUUGAGGCUUA
This is a messenger RNA of Helobdella robusta, 2225 nucleotides long. RefSeq lists its product as hypothetical. Gene Ontology annotation, cellular component: ciliary basal body; endoplasmic reticulum membrane. Gene Ontology annotation, biological process: maintenance of protein localization in endoplasmic reticulum; positive regulation of cilium assembly. The transcript is spliced from 13 exons. Lineage: Eukaryota; Metazoa; Annelida; Clitellata; Rhynchobdellida; Glossiphoniidae. The record is from RefSeq and is a predicted model, not a curated record. The coding region runs from base 121 to 2115 and encodes 664 amino acids.